CCGUUAUACAGCGUGUGUCUUCGGCGUCGGUUACAGUUGACAACGACCUCGUAUCUAAAAUAUCUCGAGGUUUGAUGGUCUUCAUCGGUAUAGGCUCAGAUGAUACUACCUCCGACGUCUCUUCCACGAUUAAAAAAAUUCUGUCGUUACGCGUGUUUUCAGAUCCGACAGAUCCCAACAGGAUGUGGAAGGCCAGCGUGAAAGAUAUACAAGGGGAAAUUCUAUGUGUUUCGCAGUUUACUUUGCUGGCAAAUACUACCAAAGAUAAACCAGAUUUCCACCUUGCGAUGUCUACAGAUCCCGCCCGCGGAUUGUACGGUACCUUUUUGGAUAUGCUCCGGGACGCGUAUGUCCCAGAAAGAGUCAAAGAUGGGAAAUUUGGGGCGAUGAUGAACGUCAGCCUGACAAACGACGGCCCUGUCACGUUCACCAUCGAUUCACGGAGAUACCAGUACGUCGGCGACUCUAGUGGGAAUGCCAGUGCGAAUGCGAAGGGAGGGGCGAAAUCGAAGAAGGGUGCCGCCCCUUCGUCUCUUAUAGAGUCGUCAUAAGAAUUCCAAUUGGCAAACCUUGUAAAGAUACAUACCCGAAGCCGCAGAGGAAUUAGAAGCUGAUUCAUACCGUGUCCAGGUUAUGCUGGGUUCGGAUUAGAUGGCGCUAACCAGCUGUAGUCAGCGACCUACAAUGUGACAAAUUUGAGGAUGGU
Messenger RNA from Guyanagaster necrorhizus, 706 nucleotides. RefSeq lists its product as uncharacterized. Gene Ontology annotation, biological process: tRNA metabolic process. Bases 75 to 551 code for a protein of 158 amino acids. The transcript is spliced from 7 exons. The record is from RefSeq and is a predicted model, not a curated record. NCBI's taxonomy places the organism in Eukaryota, Fungi, Basidiomycota, Agaricomycetes, Agaricales, Physalacriaceae. Gene Ontology annotation, cellular component: cytoplasm. Gene Ontology annotation, molecular function: D-tyrosyl-tRNA(Tyr) deacylase activity.